AACGGAGAUCGGAUCUGAAAUGCUGGCUGGGGACACAUGUGGAGACACACUUGAAUUAAGUCCAGGUGUCUACGAGGUAUUUUAAGAUGGGCAGGUGAGGUCUGGACUCUCCGUGUCCGUGGGCCUCUGACUCUCAGAGGAGCUGAGCUGGAGAGACUGAGGUCAGACAGUUAGAGCUGAAGUCUGGAGGCUUCGAGCGGGACACCGAGCUCACGAUGAAGCACGAGAGGACAACGAGCGGCCGUGAUCCUGGAGAGUGUUGAUCAGGGCGACGUGGUCUGAAGGCUGAGGUUGAACCAGGAUCAUCUCCACCCCCUCCUGCCUCCAGUCCAGCCUGGCUGCUGUGAAGCCUCGUUUGAUGCUUCCUGUCCCUUCAGGCUGCUGAGUCGUCCAGUCGUCCUCCUCUGUUGCUGCUUGGAGCUGGACCCGUCCCCCCCGCCUCCCCCCAUCCAUGAAUCCCUACGGAGAUCCCAACCCUCGUCCCGGUGACGACGUUCCUGCUGCUGACGUCGGACCAAGCCGCCCUCUGGUUUCACCCUCCGCUCCCUUCGGUUACGUCCAUGAUCCAUCUUCAUCCUCCGUCCCGUCUGCUCCGGUCAUCCCCACGGGGCACAGCUCCACCUGGAGGCAGACGCCUCCACCCGGUCAGGCCUCAUCAGACCAAGCCGCGCCGCCGUUACCGAGCUCGGGCUUGCAGCUUCCAGGCUUCGGUCUCAGAUCCAGUUUUCAGUUCAGUCCGGCUCCAGGUUCCACGCUCAACCCCUACCCGGCUCCAGCAGCACCCUCCCACUCCCCCUCCCCCUCCCCCGACCAGGUCUCCGUCAUCAUCCAGUCCCCAGACCCCCACCAGUCUCCUCUCCGUUCCCAGUGCUCCGAGGAGUCCUGCCCGGACCUGGAGUGCUCCAUCUGCUUCAGCCAGUUCAACAACGUCUUCCGCUGCCCCAAGAUGCUGCACUGUAAGCACACCUUCUGCCUGGAGUGUCUGGCGCGCAUCAACGUCAAGUCGACCGAGCCCUCGGCCAUCCAGUGCCCGCUGUGCCGCAGCCUGACGCCUCUGCCCGCCCUCGGCCUUCCCAAGCUGACCACAGACUCAGACGUGCUGUCCUACCUGCCGGCCGCCAUGCAGAGGGUCUACAGCAUCCGCUUCGUCCGCAACAAAGGGAAGCUGCAGGUCAAAAGGUCUUCUGAGAGUGAGCAGCGGUGGGGUCGGAGGUCGAUGACGUCUCUGAGGUCCAUGAACCGCAGCCUGGACGUGGGGCUCCCCAGCCCGCCUCCAGGGGGCCCCAGCCAGCCGACGGGCAUGGGCGGGUUCCUGUUCAGAGUGACGGGCCGGCCGCUGUGCCGGGCCGCCCUCCUCACCUCCGUGGUCAUGAUGAUGGUGCUGCUGACGGGCAUCAUCAUCUUCCUCAUCGUCCAGUGAGUCGCAGCGGAUCCGUCACGUCCCGCCUCCGUCUGUGAAUCAUCGUUUAAAAACACGAGACACUAAAACUCCUGAUGCCUGCUGUGGAUAAAAUGGAUCCAGAUGUGCAACAAAAGCUCUUAAAUCAAAUCUCUGGGAACUGAAGCUGAUGGAAACUCACUCCUGAGCUGAACAUGUAGCGACUUCAAUCAGCUUCUUAACUUUUAACUUGUGCCAAAAAGUUCAAACUGUCACCAGAGCGUCUGAGAACAGCCUCAGCCCGAUGCUGCAGCAUCUCUCAUCACUUUAACCUGCUUCACAUGUGCCAGCUUACAAAGCUGUUUGAUCAGAUUUACUUUCUAAGAGCAUAGACAUUUGAUUUAAGGACCAGGUCAGAAUGAAACGAGACAUGUUUUGAUUCCAGGGACUAAAACAUUCUUCUUCUUUUCCACCAAACUCGCUCAGAUGUAAUAUUUAUGCCCCGGCCACCAGGUGGCGCCGUCCUCCUCCUCUUCUCACGUCUUCUGGCAGCUUUCAGCUCUUUAACAUGAGACUCAGACUCUGUUUAUUUGUAACAGACUUGUUGACUUCCUGUUGCUGGAGCCGCUGGUUCGCUCCCUUAACCAAAUACUGUCAACAGGAGUCAUGCAAAUGACCCGGAGCCACAGUUCGGCGCACGCUCACAGACGCUCACAGCGGGAAUUUGUUUUCCUCAGAAGAGUAAAUGAUGUUUUUUCCUCUGAGGCCCUGGUGGUGCGUCUGCAUGCGGGUAGUGUUGAAUAGUGUAAAUGGAAACCACGCGGUUCAUGAUCCACAGGGACGAGAGCGUUUCUGAACAUCUGGACGAAUGGAACCACGAAGCGUCUCAUGUCUGAGCCGACGGCUCAUGUUCAGGUAAAACAGCCUUCACCUGGUCUGAGGCUGCUCUGGUGACGAGUAGAAACUUUCCCUGAUGCAAAUCGAUCUGAAAUGAAACUAUCUCCAGCUGUUUUAAAAGAGAACGAAGCCGCGGUUGUUUUAUUUCUCUCUUCUUUUUAUGUCGUGUGUGUUUUAGGCUCUGACCUUUUACUGUGUAAUGUAAAAUAAAUGAAAUGAUUUUUAUAUAUUUAUACAAAUAUUUUAGCGACGCUUGCACUGUCGACACGUUUGUCUUGUUUGACCUGAAUAAAUUCCUUUUGAACGAGA
Messenger RNA from Mugil cephalus (flathead mullet), 2584 nucleotides. Its product is annotated as RING finger protein 223. Gene Ontology annotation, biological process: protein ubiquitination. The transcript is spliced from 4 exons. Gene Ontology annotation, molecular function: ubiquitin protein ligase activity. Bases 452 to 1420 code for a protein of 322 amino acids. NCBI's taxonomy places the organism in Eukaryota, Metazoa, Chordata, Actinopteri, Mugiliformes, Mugilidae. The record is from RefSeq and is a predicted model, not a curated record.